Onthophagus taurus is the source of this 1336-nucleotide messenger RNA. RefSeq names its product HemK methyltransferase 1 (gene HemK1). Gene Ontology annotation, molecular function: nucleic acid binding; protein methyltransferase activity. Gene Ontology annotation, biological process: protein methylation. Gene Ontology annotation, cellular component: mitochondrion. The record is from RefSeq and is a predicted model, not a curated record. Lineage: Eukaryota; Metazoa; Arthropoda; Insecta; Coleoptera; Scarabaeidae.
AUACAGUUACCUAUACAGUAUUUACUCAACCGACCUUGCAACGAAUUGUCAAAAAUUAAAAUCAUAAAAUAAUUUCUUUAAUUAAGUUAAUUUCACUUUACACUUAAUUGGAUUACCCCCAAAUUAAACUAAAAACAACCCCCUUAAAAUAAUACGGAUCUAAUCUAAAAGGGAAGGUAAUCUAGGAUAAGAGGAGAAAGUAAUCAAGAAAGCUAACACAUGACGCCUUCAUAACCUAUAAAAAGGAAAUGUCAAAAAGAAUAUCUGUUUUCACACAAAUUAUUGAUUUUGAAAAAUGUUUCGAUAUUUAUACCCAAAUUGUUUAACGAAAAAUCUCGCCGCUUUCGUGCACGAUUAUAAUAUUAAAAAAGAUGAGAACAAAAUUGAUAAUAUUCUGAAAAAAUGGAAAAGAAUAUUUUUAGAGAAAUGUAUAGGAGAACCAGAAAGCUCGAUUGAUAAUAUAAUAGCACACGUUUUAAACACGAAAAAGGUUUCCGAUGUUUAUACCAACAUGAAUAAAUACCUAACGUACAAACAAACAGAUAAAAUAACCCAACUAUGUGAAUUAAGAUUAAAAAAUAAACCAAUGCAGUAUAUUAUUGGCGAAUGGGAUUUUAAAAAUUUAACGCUUAAAAUGCGCGAACCAGUCUUUAUUCCAAGACCAGAAACCGAACAAAUCGUCGAUUUAGCACUUAACGAAUGCAAUGACGUCUCAGAAAUUUUAGAAUUAUGUUGUGGCUCAGGAGCUAUUAGCAUAGCUUUAUUAAAAAUGAAUCCAAACAUUAAAAUCAUUGCCAUAGAUAAAUCAAACGAAGCUUGUGCAUUAACCGAAGAAAAUGCGAAAAUUCACGGCGUUUUUAAUCGCCUCAGGGUGAUUAAUAAGGAAAUUUUAAAAGAAAAUGUCUCUAAAUUAAUCUUAAAAAAAUUUAAAUUAAUUGUUUCGAAUCCUCCUUAUAUUCCUACAGGGGAUAUAGAAUAUUUACAACCUGAAAUUAGGCUUUAUGAAGAUAGAGAUGCUUUGGAUGGUGGAAACGACGGUCUUGAUUUAAUCAAAUUAGUGUUAAAAGUAUCAUCUAAUAUCCUGGAAACGGGUGGUAAAGUUAUCUUGGAAGUGGACCAACGGCACCCGGAGUUGAUCAAGUCUUACCUACGUGAAAAUCCCGCCCUCGGGCUUUUAAUUACAGCCGUACAUAAAGAUGUGUUUAACAACAACAGAUUCGUGGCGUUUCAAAAAAUGAAUCCUCCUCUUUUAACUUCGUGGUCAUUUAAAUCGUAACUAUAAAAGUAACGAAUGUACAAAAACGAUUAAUUAAUAAUAAAAUGUAAUGAAGUUUUA